Messenger RNA from Bemisia tabaci, 4451 nucleotides. RefSeq names its product protein croquemort. Gene Ontology annotation, cellular component: membrane; cytoplasm. The record is from RefSeq and is a predicted model, not a curated record. NCBI's taxonomy places the organism in Eukaryota, Metazoa, Arthropoda, Insecta, Hemiptera, Aleyrodidae. Gene Ontology annotation, molecular function: scavenger receptor activity.
AAAUCACCUCAGUCAAUGUUUGAUAACGCCUCGUACCUAAUUCAAGCGCGUAAAAUCCGUCGAACCUCGGAGUUUUCAUGGUUUUCAGUGUAAGAUGAACUGCAUGUGCAUUCAGUGAUUCAAUUACUUCCCUGAACUAAAGUAAUCGCGUUCCUGUCAUUAGUUAUUCUGGUCCGUCAUGUGCACAAUGACCACCUAAUUUUUGAGUGUCAAGUUGAGUGCGGCACUGAACUCUCCACUUAAGGUUUUGGAUAAUCAUUAUUUCUGGUGCAAGUUUGUGAUGGCUGCGUUCGGAAUCUAGGCAUCCGCUCUGCGGAUCGGGGACGGACCCCGGUAUUUCCAUCUCUCGGAACCGAAGUCCCCGGGCGGCUCAGGAUGACGCCUUGGGCGAUAGCGCAGAAAUGUUUCCUCUUCGGGUUUGGCACCAUCUUCCUCCUGGGAGGAGCCCUCCUCAGCGGCUUCUGGCCCUCCAUCUACCGUACCGUCAUCGAGCCGCAACUGAUGUUGAGAAAUGACACGCGAACGUUCGCCAUGUGGAGAGAACCACCAGUACCAAUUUACAUGGACUUCUAUCUCUUCCAUUGGGCAAAUCCAGAGAGGACUUUAGAUGGUACUGAAAAACCAAAAUUUGUCGAAAAAGGACCAUAUGUUUUCCGAGAGUAUCACAAGAAAGAAAAUAUAACAUGGAAUGAGAAUAGUACCGUCACUUUCAUGCAAGUUCGCAAAUGGAUUUUCAUGAAGAAUUUAACAAGGACUAAUUUAUCAUUGGACGACACAAUAACAUCUGUCAACCCAAUAUUUUUUACUGUGGCCUCUCUUUUAAAAAGUAAAGACUUAUCAUUAAUCAAGCGUCUUGCAAUAGAAGCUGCUCUCCGAGCUAUUCAAACAAAACCGUACGUCAGCAAGUCUGUGCGGCAGCUGCUUUACGAAGGGUAUGAUGACCCGUUGUUGGCCGCUUUGGACAAGUUGCCGCAAAAGAUCUUUCCUCAUCCAGCCAUGGCGAAGAGAUUUGGUUGGUUCUACCCACAUAACAUGUCAUCAGAAUUUGAUGGCAUUUGCAAUGUAGGUACUGGAGUGGACAGUCUAAAAAAUCUAGGCGUUCUGAACUCAUGGAAUUAUAAUAGCAGGACUGAAUUUUUUGAGGGAAAAUGUGGCGAAGUGAAAGGCACGACAGGAGAUAUAUGGCCUCCCAGCUCUGCAAAGGAAAACAAUGUCACAUUAUAUGCAUCUGAUUUGUGCAGUUCUUUGGUUCUUCAAAAAAAUGGAAGAAUGUCAAUGGAUGGGUUAGAUGGUACGACUUUUGUUGGCGCAGAAAAUGUUUUUGACAAUGGAACACUGUUUCCUGAGAAUAAGUGCUACCUAGCCAAUGGCACACAAUUGCGGAAAGGUGUAAGGAGUUUGUCUUCAUGCAGAUUUGGUGCUCCAAUCCUCAUAUCAUUCCCCCAUUUCUAUCUUGCGGACGAAUUCUAUGCUAAAGCUAUUGAUGGUGUUUCUCCAUCAGUAGAAAAUCAUCAGUUCAAAAUUUCUCUUGAAAAGAAUACCGGCAUCCCAUUGAUUGUAAAUGCCCGUCUUCAAAUAAAUGUUCAAUCUAGUCCAACUCCAGGCUAUGGAAUCUUCGAUAAGUUACCAGAAAUUACUCUCCCAGCACUCUGGUUUGAUCAGCACAUGCUAGUAACGCGAGAACUUGCCGAUGGUAUCUGGAUCGUCUCAGUCAUGCCUGCAUACAUAGUGUACGGUCUCAUUGCUGUGUCAAUGCUGGGUGCCGUUCUUAUCAUUUAUGGGAUUCUCCUCGUCAGGCGAGAUUGCAAGAGCUCCCCAGAUUCUGCAGAACUCCUCAAGGACACUGAUGAGCCUGCCAUUACCUCAGCCCCUACUGAAAGCCCAGUCUCAAAUCAGUGAAUCGCUCUACUUCCGAAUUUCAGUGGAGGUUUUAGACGAUUUGCCAACCAUCAUUUGAGAAUACUGCACUGUUUUUCUUCAUCAGAGCCUUCCAUAAAGUGGAAUCCUGUGCCUUUCCUGUGGUUCUCGACUCAAGAUGUUUUAAUUUCAUUAGCACUUUUAAAGCAUGUCUCUGUGCAUGAUUGAGAUUUCUUGCAUAGUUUACACUAAACCUGCAAUUUUUCUCAUUCAAACAUCAUUUCUCAUACAUCCUGGUGCCAUACAUUACCUAGAUGUGAACUCCAAAAGAGUUUGUUGUCGCAAUUAAAGAGUUGCACAUCCAGAAUCAUCACAUGUAUCCAUGUUUAAAAUUUUGUAUUAUUAAGAAAGUAGAAUCAUUCAUGGUGAAACAAACGAAUUUAGUCAUAGUUUUUAAGUUGUUACGUAGUUAAAAUGUUGAUGGCCGAAGUGCAAAACCAGUUGUGACAAUGUAGACUUCCCAUUGUACUGUAUUUUUUUCUUUCGAAAACCAGAGAACGCUAUUUCUUAGAGACUCUCUUGAAUUUUUUCCUCUAUACACAGAAUACUCUGUAUGAGUUUCAAGCUGUAAAGUUGACUUGUCUCCCCAAAAAAAUAACCAAGGAUCGGAAAUUUUGAAACAUUGGAAAAGAAACAUGUAGUUUUGACUUUGGUCAUUGAUGUCCCGAUGUGGAUUGCAAAAAUCAAGAGACUCUCACAGAUAUGAGCCUAAAGAAUGUACAUUAACCCAUUCAACUACAUUACAAACUACUUUACUGUGUUAGCUUCCCCUCCUUUUGUAUCAAAAGGUACUACUAAAAUGACGACUACUACUCUUACUACUAAAUCUACUCCAAAAAUGAUUGACCAGCUGAAUCAAGCCGGAACUUUCGUAGAUUUUUUCAGAAAUUUUCAUCUACCCAUAUAAAGUCCAUUCUGGGUAGAUAUUUCAACUUGUAGAACUUUGAAGAAAUGAUCAAUUUGAAUAAAUAUAAUUUUCUUCUCUAGGACGAUCAGUUGAUGUGCCAAAUUUUUCAUAGCUUCUUCAUCAACACGAAAGUGGACCCAUUCCAUAUCAAUAGUUUUUAAACCGUAACUCACUAACUGCUGCCAUCAAUUGUUCAAAAUGAAAAUCUUAGUCUCUAAUUAAUUUUUGCUUAAUUAUUUGCCCUCAUCAUACUCUACAGGAUAUUUUAAUUCUUUGACCCUGUAGAUUGGGCCACAUGUAUUUUGUUACCCAAAGAUUACGUAUUAGUACAUACCCAUUCUUCAUAUUAUGUCUAGAGUAUUUUAUGAAGGUACAACUCUCGAGGUAUAACUCUCGAUUAAACUCUUCACAGAAGUUUAUGCCUGCGAAAUUUCUGGAAAUUAUAUUGUAAAAAUUCUUUUUCACUGCUUUGAUAUUCUUUGUAAUUUAAGUAAUAUUUGUAUGGUCAUGUUUAAAUUUUUCUAAAUCCGUUCACUUGAAUUUGUAUUUUUCUUAUCAAAUCUGCACUUAAUCGUAAUUUUUUAGGAUAUUAUAAGGAUAGCUGGUCUAACUCAAGUUUACACAGAUUGAAUGAAAUGAAAUCGUACAGGGUGAGGAAGUCAUGUCAGACAACAUUCAGUGAAAAGAGGCUAUUUAACACCAGUUCAGAUAAUGAUGCAUUUGCAUUUGAACAAAAUCUUAUAUUGUGAAGUAUUUUGGGUAAAUGUUAUUCAGUCUAUCGUUCUUGGUUUUUGCCCAUCAUGAUUGUCUUUACCAUGCAAUGUUACAAAUCUUUGCAUGUAUUUUGAAGUAAAUUAAAGACAUUUUUCCCUGGAAAAUUUUAGAAACUGAAAUAUUGAAUAGAAAAUAAAAUGACUUCAAUGUGAGUACUUGAGUCUCUUCAAGCCUCAAGGCAACCAACAUAUUUUAAACUAUUUUUAUGGCAUGAUAUUUUAUUAUGGCCUCUAUCAUCAUAGCCCCUUGAUUGUAAGAAUGGAGAAAUAAAUGAGAAGAUUUCAAGACAGUAAAUCAUUUUGAUAGUGCCCUAGAUAGUGUGGAUAUGAAAAUCAAGGAGUGCAUUUGUCGAAAGCUGCUAGAAAAUUACAGAAGCUGCAGUAAUUACACUGAUUUAUAGGGAGUCAGUUUCAGGAACAUUUUUCUAACAAAAUUAAAGCAGAGUAAAAGCCUGCAAAGUAUAGUAAUUAAAGCCUGUGUACAAAUGUCUUCCUAAGAUGUAUAAGUCAACGAAAAUAUUCACGGGCUUUCUCUUUUGAAUUGUGAUCACAAUUGAGAUCUCUCUUGUUCUAGCCGUUGUAACUUCCAUGUCAGUCUUGCCUUUUGGUAGUGUUUAGUUCAGAGAUGAUGAAGGUCUGUGUCAUCAAGGCCUAUGAUACUGAACCUAAGCGCUCUGCCAAAUGUUUGUAGCUCUCUUUAGUUUUAAUAUUUUUUUUUAUUUAUAAUUCUGUUGACCGCCAAUUUUUUUCAUGUUUCAUGAAGCUCUAUUUUUGAGGUUUAAAAAACUUAGAAUAGUACAGAAAUUGAACUGAUAUUUUAUAAGCACCAAAAUCCAAGUUUUGAGAAAAUAGGG